AUGGGAAGGGAGCAGUUCUUGCUAUCUAGAGAUGAACAUGUUUCAUCUACUAAAGAGACCCUAGCAGACCUACUGAAAAAGGUUGGGGCAAUCUAUGACCCAAAGAAACGCAGAAUUCCCACAACAAAAGCCCCCAAUGUUCCUAAGCCUUCCAAGAAAAGAAAGUCUUCAUCCCCAACACCUACUACCUCUUCACUGCCAAGGGGUAGAGCCACAAGAAGCAGGGUGAAACAAAGUGAAGCUGAUCUACAAAGGGCUUUAAAAGAGAGUAAGAAAAAGAAAAUAGAUAAAAGAAAGGGAAAGAUUGAAAAAUCCUCAGAGGCUGUUGAGGAAGAGGAUAUGGAACUGGUCCAUCAAGAAAGGGGUACAUCAGUGGAGGUUCCUACUCCUAAGCCUAAAAAUCCCAAGACCUCCUCCAAGAAGUCUUCCUCUGUGUUUGAGGCUGCUGAACCUACACUAGCCAAGAGGACAAGAUCAGCAGUGAAAAACAAACAAUCAAAAAUUUCUGAAGAUGAUGACUGGGGUGGAGAAUAA
Nicotiana tabacum (common tobacco) is the source of this 534-nucleotide messenger RNA. NCBI's taxonomy places the organism in Eukaryota, Viridiplantae, Streptophyta, Magnoliopsida, Solanales, Solanaceae. The record is from RefSeq and is a predicted model, not a curated record.